AUUUAUGUCUAUAUGAAAGGGACGUGUCGAAGGUCUUUGCGCUUGCGGGUUUCACACAUGUAUUUUUCGAUGUGACACGUAAUUUUGUGUGCGUUUGAAUUUCGUCGUGAAAUAUAUUUAAUAACAUCCCAGGCCACUAGGCUAUAGCUGUUGGACAUUGUCGUUGUUACAGGAGCCCAGCGCUAGUUGUCAACAAUGCCGCUAUCUUGCAGAUUUUAUAAGGAAAAGUAUCCGGAAGUGGAAGAUGUUGUUAUGGUUAAUGUACGCAGUAUUGCGGAAAUGGGGGCGUACGUCCAUUUAUUGGAGUACAACAACAUUGAAGGAAUGAUAUUACUUUCAGAACUUUCCCGUCGUCGUAUACGAUCAAUCAACAAACUGAUCAGAGUUGGAAAAACGGAACCUGUUGUUGUAAUCAGGGUCGACAAAGAAAAAGGUUACAUUGAUCUGAGCAAGCGACGUGUAUCUCCAGAAGAUGUUGAGAAAUGUACUGAACGUUUCUCUAAGGCAAAAGCUGUGAAUUCAAUUCUUCGGCAUGUCGCAGAGCUGUUGCAGUACGAAACAGAUGAACAACUUGAAGAGCUGUAUCAAAAGACUGCAUGGCACUUUGAGGAUAAACUGAAGAAGAAAGCAUCUGCUUACGACUUCUUCAAACAAGCAGUACUGGAUCCAUCAAUACUGUUAGAAUGCGGUCUAGAUGAAAAAACGAAAGAAGUACUUCUAAACAACAUCAAGAGGAAAUUAACAUCACAGGCAGUGAAGAUUCGAGCAGAUAUUGAGGUUGCCUGUUACGGCUAUGAAGGGAUAGAUGCAGUGAAAGCAGCCCUCCGAGCUGGAUUGGCUUGUUCGACGGAAGAACUGCCAAUAAAAAUCAAUCUUAUUGCACCUCCGCUUUACGUUAUGACAACAUCAACACCUGAAAAGCAGGAUGGUUUAAAAGCAUUAAAUAAUGCAAUCAACAAAAUUGAAGAUACUAUAACAAAUAUGGGAGGAGUAUUUGCAAUUCAGAUGGCUCCUAAAGUAGUUACUGCAACAGAUGAAGCAGAAUUGGCAAGACAGAUGGAGCGUGCUGAGGCAGAAAAUGCAGAAGUGGCAGGAGAUGAUGAUGACGAUGAGGAAGAGGGUCAAGUGUUCAGUGGUGAGGAUGAAGAAGGUGGUGGUGAUCAAGAAGGAUCAGUUGAAGAAAAUGGGAAAGCUGAAGAAGAAUAACAUAUUGAAGCAACAAAAAGAAACAUUUCUGCUCAAUCUGAAGAUUAAUUAUUUAAGUGAAGGGCGUUUUCUCCCUCCACGUUUGAGGAAAAAUCUUUGUUGAAGUAUUUAAGUCAUGUUGUGAUGUCUUUUGUAAUUUAAAUUUGAAUAAAAAUAUGAUUAUGGAUA
Messenger RNA from Schistocerca serialis cubense, 1374 nucleotides. RefSeq names its product eukaryotic translation initiation factor 2 subunit 1 (gene eIF2alpha). The transcript is spliced from 6 exons. NCBI's taxonomy places the organism in Eukaryota, Metazoa, Arthropoda, Insecta, Orthoptera, Acrididae. Gene Ontology annotation, molecular function: RNA binding; ribosome binding; translation initiation factor activity. The record is from RefSeq and is a predicted model, not a curated record. Gene Ontology annotation, cellular component: eukaryotic translation initiation factor 2 complex; eukaryotic 48S preinitiation complex; eukaryotic translation initiation factor 2B complex. The coding region runs from base 196 to 1206 and encodes 336 amino acids.